Fusarium graminearum PH-1 is the source of this 822-nucleotide messenger RNA. RefSeq lists its product as uncharacterized. The coding region runs from base 1 to 822 and encodes 273 amino acids. Gene Ontology annotation, biological process: intracellular manganese ion homeostasis. The record is from RefSeq and is a predicted model, not a curated record. Gene Ontology annotation, cellular component: fungal-type vacuole membrane. Lineage: Eukaryota; Fungi; Ascomycota; Sordariomycetes; Hypocreales; Nectriaceae. Gene Ontology annotation, molecular function: manganese ion transmembrane transporter activity; iron ion transmembrane transporter activity. The transcript has a single exon.
AUGACGCACAUCUCCGAAACACGUCCUCUUCUCCCCUCAGAGCCAGCCAUCGAGCGCUCAAUCUCCUACCAGAGCAACUAUACUCCCUACGACACUCGUGCUCUGCACCCUUGCCAGAGCAAACAUGAAGAAUGCCAUGUCGACUACAGUGACAUCCUACGCGACAUCAUUAUUGGCUUCUCCGACGGCCUCACAGUACCCUUUGCCCUGACAGCCGGUCUGUCCAGUCUCGGCAGCGCCAAAGUUGUCAUCAUUGCUGGUCUGGCAGAGCUCUUCUCUGGCAUGAUCAGCAUGGGUCUAGGCGCUUACCUCGCUGCUGUUACAGAGCGCGACGCCUACCAUUCACAAGCCGAGAAGAAAGAGUUUGCGGUGCACAAUAGGCCCGCUGACGAGAGAACGGGUGUGUACGAUGUGCUGCAAAAAUACAAUGUUUCGAGAAGCUCUGCGGCACCGCUGGUCGACGAGCUGUGCAAGAAUCCUACUGAAUGGGUGCGCUUCAUGAUGGACUUUGAACUCAAGCUCGAAGAGCCCAACGUGCACCGCGCGUGGAUCUCUGCCGUCACCAUGGGCCUGAGCUACUUCAUCGGCGGCCUUAUCCCUAUGAUUCCCUACUUUGUCAUGCCGCGCGUUCGCGAAGCAUUAUUGGUCUCGAUCGGAAUCACUGUUGCGGUGUUGUUGGUGUUUGGAUACGUCAAGAACUACGUCGCCAUUCGAAACCAUCGCGCGGGAGUUUGGGGAGCGGUGCAAACGCUUGUUAUCGGUAUGUUGGCGGCGGGCACGAGUUAUGCGAUCGUGAGGGGGUUGGAUUCGGGCGAUGUUUGA